Diorhabda carinulata is the source of this 2376-nucleotide messenger RNA. RefSeq lists its product as uncharacterized. The transcript has 6 exons. The record is from RefSeq and is a predicted model, not a curated record. NCBI's taxonomy places the organism in Eukaryota, Metazoa, Arthropoda, Insecta, Coleoptera, Chrysomelidae. Bases 447 to 1706 code for a protein of 419 amino acids.
ACUCAUGUUAAAUAAUCAAAAAUAGCAUGUUAGUGUUCCACUCAUUGUAUUCAGUACAGCAGACAGAGAUAGAUAUAUUUAGGAAAUUUAGCAGAAACACUACACUCGGAAAAUGUGAGGUGUCAAAAUAAUUUCAAUUUUGAUAUUUCAUUUUUUGUGUUAUAAACAACACACAAAAGUAAAGUGAAAUAAGGAUUUGAAUAAACAAAUGUGUUAUUUUAAUCCUAUAGGUGAAGAUUUUUCAACAUAAACAACUCAAUAUAAACAAUGCCUAGAAACAAUGCUUGAGGGACACAGCUUUUUUGAAAGUGACAGUGAUUUGGAGAAAACAAGUUUUUCUGUAUUCGUUAUUAUACUGUACAUAAAAGUCCUAUAUAUUUUGGUAAUGAUUCUAUAUGUAAUAUCUCGAUUCAAUGAAAUAAUACCUCUAAACUAGAAUUUCUGUUAUGUUUACUUUUAGCGAGCCUCUUGAGCGGCAAUGGUCUUUAAGAUAUGGCGAGAAACAUAUUUCAAUAAACAAAGAUAUUGCGGUGAAAUUACAAAAUCCUGAUGUCAUUGCAAUCAACUUCUUAUAUCAAAGUUACUGUAACAAAUUUGGAGGCUGUAUUUUAAAUGAAGAAGAUGGAUUCAAAACACAGUUGCAGGUGUCAGUUUUUAUAAAUAUUCUCAAACAAAUUCUCUCUGCUAAAGACCAUAUUUACAUUCUAGUAAUCACACCAGGAUAUUUAAGGGAAAAAUGGCACAACAAAAUAGAAAACAUUGGAGGAUAUAAAGUUAAAAUAUUAGAUUCAACUGCUUGUCCAUCAGAUUUCGAUCAGGAAACUGCCUUAGUUCUACUGGUGUCAUUUGAAGAUAUUAAACUAGUUGAAACUUUGGUACCGAAUUAUCUAAGUUGUGUAAUCAUAGAUCAUUUUGAUAUUGUUGCCACUAAAAUGGUGAUAAAGAAAGUUGAUGGAGAUUUUAAUAUUGGCAUAACUAGGAGGAAUUUUUAUAUAAAUCCUGAUCAAAAAUUACAAUGGACAAUGUUAAAUUGGACUAACCCCACAUUUCUUGGUAGACUUGUGGACUAUUAUGAGGUAGAUAAUGACAACUUCGCAAAUUUACGUGAUAACUACCACCAUUGGUGGUUAACAUUAACAUGGGAUUAUUGCGAAAGUUUUAAAAGAAAUUUAGAUGAUGAAGAUGAUGAAUCCCAACCACUACAAUUGAUCAAAAAAACAAAGAGAAUUUACAAGAAAACAAAACAAAGAAGUAGUUCAUAUGCAACAGAGGAAGAAAACACUAGUAAAAAUAAAGAAGAAAUUAUUCAAAAAUAUGGUGAAACAGCUGUAAUAAAUCAUUUAGACUCAAGUACUAUUGAAAUUAUCAGAACAAUUGAAAACAACGUUUCUAAUGUACACAAUAAUGCAGAAAUUAAUAAUAUAAAAAUGAAUGAUAGCGAUUCAGAAGACACCAUUGAAUAUAAGCCACAAGAUUUGGAUAGUUCCAAAACUAAAAUGUUGGAUGAUACUGACAAUGUUCUCUUGGGUAUAAUUGAAGGUACUUCUUCACAAACUUCAUUUGACAAAUUGGAUCACGAUUCUCAAGUGAAUUUUAAAAAAGAUGAACUGUAUUCUCAGCUAUUCAGUGACAACCCAUUACCAGAUACACAAACAAAUAAUUCAACACGAGAUUCUUCAGAACAAUACUUGUUGUCUUUAAUUUAAAUAUUAAGCUAAGAUUUGUUUAUUUUUUUACUGCAAGACGCAGCAAAUCUUUACAUAACUUUCAAUUUACUGAUUAUGAUUUUAUUUACGUAUAGUCUGUGAAAAUAGAAAACUGAUUAAUGUGAAGGUUCCAAUAUAAUAAAAAAUGUUAUUUAUUAUUGAAUUUUAGACAAAUAGUAAAAAUUAGAAGAAAAUUCCCAUAAAAAGUGUAGAUCUUACAAUUUUAUAUCGAGAGCUAGAGCUUAGGGAUGAUAUUGACAGUUUAGAAAUUAAUUUAUCAAUGAACCCUAGGUGAGCAUCAGGGUGCAGCUUGUGAAGAUGAUAAGGGUUGAAGUCUAUUCCAUGAAAUUUCAGUUUAGUCUCCUUAUUCUUCUCUAUUCCUUCAGGUUCAAUAGAUUCUGGGAGAAGCCUUAUUUUACUUUUAUAGAGAAUUUGCCCUGGAUAAUACAAUUUAUUGAGAUUUCUUCUAUUUUUCAUUGUGCUGUUGUGAAAGUCAUAAAACAGGUUUUAAGUAAACCAUGAUUACCUUUUUUUCACGUAAAUUUACACUUUUUAUUGGUUCCACCAAUUGUGGACUGUUAGUUAUUUUGAAUAUACCCAAACAUGAUUAUAUUAUGUUUUAUUUGUUAUACAUUUAUAGAUACAAUAAAUAUUUUAUACAAUUUUUAAA